AUGGCCGCCAAGCGCCGCGGAGCGGCCGCGCCGGCGGGAGCGAAGCGCGGGAAGCGCGAGGUGCGCGCGGAGCUGAGCGCGGCUCUCGAGGACGCGGAGCUGCGGGAGCGCGCGGGGGCGGCCUGGGCCCGCGGGGAGCGGCUGCGGCACGAUGCGGCGGCGCUGGAGCCGGCCCCGUUCCGGCACGCCGUCAUCCCCGGGUUCCUGGCGGGCGCGGCCUUCGCGGAGGCGCUGCGGGACGAGCUGAUGGGCCUCGCCUUCCGCGGGCGGCACAACGACCUCCUCUCGCUGCGGCAGUCCGACGAGCUGGGGGCAAACCCCGAGCCCCACAUCGCCGCGCUGAGGAACGCUCUGUGUGAAGAAUUCCGACCAUGGCUUUCUGCUGUGACCCAGAUAGAGCUGGAGCCAACUAUUGACAUCUCCUGUGCUAAAUACGAGUACACUGACGUGUUGCUGUGCCACGAUGAUGAGCUGGAGGGUCGGAGAAUCGCCUUCAUCCUGUACCUGGUGCCGCCCUGGGAGGGCAGGGACGGGGGAACGCUGGACCUGUACGGCACAGACGAGCACUUUCAGCCACAGCAAAUCACCAAGUCAUUAGUGCCUUCGUGGAACACACUGGUUUUCUUUGAAGUGUCUCCAGUCUCUUUCCACCAGGUGUCGGAAGUGGUGUCGCACAAGUGCCGCCUGUCCGUGAGCGGCUGGUUCCACGGCCCGGCAGAGCUCAGACCCGCCCGCCACGCUGAAGCUCCCCUGCCCAGGAGCCCCCACAUCCCCUGUGAUCAUGAAAUCCUGUAUGAGUGGAUCAAUCCAGUUUAUUUGGACAUGGACUCCCAAGCUCAGAUCCAGGAGGAAUUUGAGGAGCGAUCAGAAAUUCUCCUGAAAGACUUCCUGAAGAAAGAGAAAUACCAACUACUCUGUGAGGCCUUGGAGAACAAAGGGAUCCAGUGGAGCAGUCGGGGGCCUGCCAACAAGAGACUCUACGAGGCAGCAGAGGAAGGCACCAUCCCUGACACCCUGAAGGCAUUCCUGCGGCUGUUGCGCUCCGAGGCCUUGUUCUUGCUGCUUUCCAACUUCACUGGCUUAAAGCUGCACUUCCUGGCUCCCUCUGACAAGGAUGAAGAUGCUGGGGAAGGACGAGCAGCAGACACUGCUGGGCACAGAAGUCCCAAACCUGAGCAGGAAGAGGCUGAACAACCCUCUGACAGCAGUCCCUGUGAGCCAGACCAGGCUGCCAGCACUGGUGAGGCACAGGAUGGUGAGACACGGAACAGCCCGGGGGGCCCUGUGUGUGCGGGGGAGCUGAGGCGCUGGACCCACGGCCACUACACUCUGGUCCACGACACUCAGGCAACAGAGUUUGCUCUCGACCUGCUCUUCUUCUGUGGCUGUGAGGACUGGGAUCCUGAAUAUGGUGGCUUUACCUCCUACAUUGCUAAAGGUGAAGAUGAAGAGCUGUUGACAGUGAAUCCAGAGGACAACUGCUUGGCCUUAGUUUACAGAGACAAAGAAACUCUGAAGUUUGUGAAAUACAUCAACCAUCGUAGCUUGGCACGCCUGAACAAGCAUCCGAACAGAACAGGAUUUUGGGAUUUCUCCUUUGUCUAUUAUGAGUGAUGGUGCAGAGUGUGACCACUCACAGGAAAUGGGGGUGGGUGGUGGGCAGGUUCCUAUCCAGGCAUUCAGCUGGGACCUCAGUGCAGGCAAAUGUUGCUGAUGCAGCUUCAUCACACAGCACACAGCGGGGUCCAGGUGGCUUUUUGAACUGUGCAAAUGAAAUUCA
This is a messenger RNA of Empidonax traillii (willow flycatcher), 1780 nucleotides long. It is a transcript of the gene OGFOD1, whose product is annotated as 2-oxoglutarate and iron dependent oxygenase domain containing 1. The transcript has 13 exons. The coding region runs from base 1 to 1614 and encodes 537 amino acids. NCBI's taxonomy places the organism in Eukaryota, Metazoa, Chordata, Aves, Passeriformes, Tyrannidae. The record is from RefSeq and is a predicted model, not a curated record. Gene Ontology annotation, cellular component: cytoplasm. Gene Ontology annotation, biological process: peptidyl-proline hydroxylation; regulation of translational termination. Gene Ontology annotation, molecular function: L-ascorbic acid binding; iron ion binding; peptidyl-proline dioxygenase activity.